AUCCAUUACACGGGGAAAGAGAGAGAACCGAAAGAAGCUUCAAUUAUUUCUACUGAAGCUUUUGUCACUGCAUUGCUCCGCCACUCAGAUAACAACGUCUUAUUAAAUCAUAACUUUCUACCUCUAUUAUUGGAUAUAUUGUGGUUAAUUAUUUUCAUUUUUUUUUCUUAUCUUUAACUUCUUCUCAUUGUUUGAAUUAUCUUUCUUCCGAGUUACACUGGAGAAGGAUUUUCUGGGUUUGAAAUGGAGAACCUGAAAUGAGCAUAUGAAAGAGAAGAGCAGAGACGUCAGCGACAAUUCAGUUUCAGGAAGCUCUUACUUCUCAAACAAGUUAUCUCCAAAGUCUGAAUUCUCACCUUUCAUAAUGAACUCCAAUGAAGAUUUCCAAAGAAAACAUCUUCAGGAUACCCUUUCUUCUCCAGUAUUUAAACCAAUUCCGAGUAGCUAUGCUUUUGAUUAUAGCAGCAAAAUCCCUGCUCAUUUGGCUGAGAAUAACAUAAAUUCAAUGCACUAUAUGAAUAAUUUAUCUAACAAAUGCAAAGCCACUGUCGGUGGAUACAUGGUUUCUGCUCCAUUAAUGGAUUAUCAUUCUCAGGGAGGGCCAAUUCUUGAUCAGCAGCCUUCAUUAAUAUCUCCUCCGCUUGGUUUCAUGAAUGUAGAAGCUGCUGGUUCAAGGAGCAAACCCGAGUCAUCAAGUUUGUCUUCUCGAUUGACCAUCUUUUAUGAUAACGCCGUAUAUGCUUAUAAUGAUGUAUCUCCUGAACAGGUGGAGUCUGUCAUGCGUAUGGCUAACACCAAAGAAGCAUUUGAGAUUAUGCCAGCAGCAGAUUACAUUCCCAAUUAUCAAGCACAUUAUUCUUCCCAAGUUGGCAGUUCACUGCAGUCAACUUCUGCAAAAUAUAUAGCACGAACUGUGCCUCAAGCUCGCAAAGCAUCCUUGAAUCGAUUUUUGAAGAGGCGUAAAAGACCGGUAUCAAUACUGAAUCGCUAGCUGUGUAUGUCCCUCAACAAAAUCUAAAUUCAACCCUCAUGAAUGGCGUUAAAGUUCAUAUAAUGGUGCAUUUGCAAAUAUAUCAGUUGGAGUUUUAUUUGAUUCAUCAUGCCAACUACAAUUGUAAUUGUUGAAGUAUUCUCUUAAACAAGGCCUUUUACAGGACGGUGAGCCACUUCCUACUGGGCGAAAACGAAUGUCGAUUGCCAGAGCUACUAUGUAUUUAUUUAUUUACUUUUCGGGUCCUCUUAUUCCUGUCUUCUGCUUUAAUAUUUAGUCAACAUAUCGCCUGGAAUAAAAGAUAAUUAUGCAUUUGGCAAUUCCAGAUUUGUUGGACCUA
Messenger RNA from Pistacia vera, 1331 nucleotides. Its product is annotated as protein TIFY 6B-like. Gene Ontology annotation, biological process: response to wounding; regulation of defense response; regulation of jasmonic acid mediated signaling pathway. Bases 266 to 991 code for a protein of 241 amino acids. Gene Ontology annotation, cellular component: nucleus. The transcript has 6 exons. The record is from RefSeq and is a predicted model, not a curated record. Lineage: Eukaryota; Viridiplantae; Streptophyta; Magnoliopsida; Sapindales; Anacardiaceae.